GAUGGAUGGGGGUGUACACCGGCUGUGCGAUCCCCUUUUUCCCACCCUUUGGAUGUAGAGUUUUCGUGCUUUUAUCAACGUGUAUUCCUACUGAAGUAAACUAUGCAAGACAGGUCGUAGCUGGGCGAGGGAUGAACCCGAGGGACAAGAACACAGAGCUCCUGCCUUUUCCCGCCCCCCUCUGACUGCAGACACGGUGCUGCGGUCCAAGGCGCGCUCAGCGAUUUGGCGCUUCGCUGUCCGGUUAGUGUGCAGCAGUCUGUCACAGACUUCCUCUCCCACAUUUCAAACAACUUUGGAAUCCUCCACCCUUCAUGGACAGUCAUGUCUGAGGAGGAAAUCAAAGUCCCCGAGGAACUUUUCAAGGACGUCAAAUUCUACGUUGUAGGGGACAUUGAGCCAAAGGUGGUGCAGCUGCUGAAAGCAGGAAAGGGAAAGGAGGUGUCCUACAAUGCUUUGGCCACUCACAUUAUUGCAGAGGAUGGAGACAACCCUGAAGUGAGCGAAUCGAGGGAGGUGUUUGAUCUGCCUGUCGUUAAGCCAUCCUGGGUGAUUCUGUCGGUUCGCUGUGGAGACCUGUUACCAGUGACUGGAUUCUCUCCAGAAUCAGGACAGAUAUUUUUUGGUGUGACAGCUUGUCUUCCCAGGCUUCAAGACGACCUGAAUGCCCUGUGGGCGUUCCUUACCUUUUAUGGUGGUGAAUGUCAGCUGAACCUAAACAAGAAGGUCACCCACUUGGUGGUGAAGGAGCCAAAAGGCGCAAAGUUCGAGUGUGCCCUGAAGCACCCAGGCAUCAAGAUCGUCACGGCAGACUGGAUAACGGAUUCUGUUAAAGAUAAAAGCAGGAAGGAUGAGGCUCUUUAUCACCCCAGACUCACAUAUGUGGAGCCGGAGGAGGAGGAGGAGAGCGAAGCAGACUCGUAUGACAUGCGCUCUCAUUCAAAUGGUAGCUACAGCCCCCGGCACUCCCGACCGUCCAGCGGCGGAUCCUCCGGCGAGGAGUCCAGCCCUCGCAGGCGGCCCGGACCCAAACGGCUCAACUCCGUUUCGCCCACGUCUCCUCGAAAACCCGAGCUCCGCAGUGAGAGGAUGUUCGACGACUCUGACGACGACUCGUCCACAGAGAAGGAGGGUACCAACCUUAACUGGACCCCGGCUGAAUUUGUAGUGCCGGCCGUUUCUAUACCCGGCGGCAUGGCGAGGAGGCGGGUCGGGCUGGCCAGCUGCAAAGAUCCAGUGUCCUCUGCGGGCAGCGGGCUAAUUAACCUGUGCGCUACGGUACCUCCUGUUCCUGGCAGUGGAGGAGCGUUACCUGCAGAGUCUCGUGCUGCACAGCAAGGUGUAUCUGGCGCCGAGGGAAUCCCCGGAUGGAGCCCAACUAUGAGAACGCUCCGUAACAUCACCAACAACUCUGACAUACAGCCAGCAAAUCGCCCCGGCGUCGCACACAUCAUCCAGAACUUUGCUAGCAAUCAGACCAAGCCUGUGGAACAGACCAAUCAGGGCCACGUUCAGACCCUGAACAGUAACAACCCUCCUCAGUUUAGUCAAAGUAAGCUUCCCAGGCAGCCGCUCACCGCAGAGCAGCAGCAACAGCUCCUGCAACAGCAGUCGCAUCAGGCUGGCCAGCAGCAUCAGCAGUUACCGCAGCAACAGCCGCAUCCCAUGAUACACCUCCAACAGCAGCAGAUGAUGCAGCUGCAGCAGCAGCAGUCACAAGUUGCACAACAGCAAGCUUUCCCACAGUUGCCCCAGCAACAGCAGCAGUUCCUUCAACAGCAGCAGCAUCAGCAGAUGCACCAACAGCAGAUGUUCUCCCAGCAGCAGCUGCGACCUCAGCAGCUGCUGAGACCGGGCCUCCAGCAGCUGCAGCACCAGCUGCAACAGCAGCUGCAGCAGCAGCAGCAGCAACAGCAGCAGCAGCGCAUGCAGAUGUUACAGCAGCAGCAAAAUCAGCAACAGCUUCACCAACAGCAUCUCCAGCAGCAGCAGCAGCAGCAGCAGCAGCAUUUCCUGCAGCAGCAACACAUGCAGCAGAUGCAGAAGCAGCACUUACAGAAUCAUCAGCAGCAGACUCUGCAGCAUCAGAACCAACAGGUCCUGCAGCAACAGCAUCAUCAACAGCCGACAUCCACAACGCUGCCCCCUCCGCUGCAGCAGCCCCCCCACAUCUCCCAGCUGUUUGGACACGAGCUGGGCCAAGACAUUCCACAGGACGCCUUUCUGUUGGGCUGCGUGUUUGCUAUUGCUGACUACCCUGAGCAGAUGGCUGACAAGCAGCUCCUGGCCACAUGGAAGAGGGUUAUCCAGGCAUGUGGAGGUGUUGUUGACCCUACUCUGACCAGCCGCUGCACUCACUUGCUGUGUGAAAGUCAAGUCAGCAACAUGUAUGUACAGGCCCUUCGAGAAGGGAAGCGUUGUGUGACUGCUCACUGGCUCAGCACGGUGCUGAAGAAGAAGAAAAUGGUUCCUCCUCAUCGGACUCUACAUCUGCCCUUUGCCUUCCCUCCUGGGGCCAAACCUUGCUCUCAGCAUAUCCUCUCUGUGACCGGCUUUGUCGAUGCGGACAGGGAUGACCUGAAGCUGAUGGCUUACCUAGCUGGUGCCAGAUACACAGGGUAUUUGUGCCGCGGCAACACUGUCCUCAUCUGCAAAGAACCCAGUGGGAUGAAGUACGAGAAGGCCAAGGAGUGGAAGAUCCCAUGUGUCAACGCUCAGUGGUUGUGUGAUAUACUGCUGGGCAACUUUGAAGCACUGCGACAGAUUCAGCACAGCAGAUACUCUGUGUACACUCAGCCUGAGCCGUUGAUGCCUAACCCUCAGCUGGUCCAGAAUCUGCUAGCUUCUUGGAGAACUCCAAUCAAAGUAACUAAUGAAGCCUUGGUGAGCCUCCAGCUGCUUCAGAAGCAGAAGAUCACCGAUUCUACCAACGCACCUUCAAACAAGAAGGCCAGACUGGAAGAGAUCCAAUCACCCAAUAGGAAGCUUCCCCCCGAGUCCACUCCACGGGUUAUGUUCACAGGCUUUGAGCCUAUGCAAGUACAACAAUACACAAAGAGACUUCAUGCUUUAGGUGGUGAGGUGGCAGAGAGCAGUCAGAAAGCCACACACCUGUUGGCCAGUAAGGUGACACGCACCGUCAAGUUCCUCACCGCUAUGUCUGUGGUCAAAUACAUCAUCACACCAGAGUGGCUGGAGGAAAGCUGGAGAAGCCAGAAGUUUGUGGAUGAGCAGAGUUUCACCCUGAGGGAUGCAGAAGCAGAGGUGUUGUUCAACUUCAGCCUGGAGGAGUCACUGAAGAGAGCCCACAGUGCGCCUCUGUUUAAGGGGAAGUAUUUCUACCUCACUCCGGGUAUCUGCCCCAGCCUCAGCACCAUGAAGGCCAUCCUGGAGAGUGCAGGAGGAAAACUGCUGGCCAAACAGCCCUCAUAUAGAAAGAUCAUGGAGCACAAACAGAACAAGAACCUUCCUGAGAUCAUUUUAAUUUCCUGUGAUAAUGAUCUCCACCUGUGCAGAGAAUAUUUCAUGAAAAACAUUGAUGUCCACAACGCAGAGUUCAUCUUGACGGGAGUUCUCACCCAAAAACUCGACUAUGAAUCAUAUAAGUUCACCUGAUGAAGUGAGAAGAACCUCAUUGACAUCUCCUUAGACAUCUGUGGAUAGCUCUCCUUCAUUUUUUUAGCUUUUGUUACUUCUUUUAAAAUAAAUAAAAUUAAUUGUAUUUUUGUGAAAUGACUGGUUAAAUUAUGGGUUUUAAUCUAUUUCCUUGUUUUAAAAAAAACUGUAUAAAAGCUUCAGCUUGUACACACUGCUUUUUCAAAAUAAAACAUUUCUGUAAAUUGUUUGCA
Fundulus heteroclitus (mummichog) is the source of this 3848-nucleotide messenger RNA. It is a transcript of the gene paxip1, whose product is annotated as PAX interacting (with transcription-activation domain) protein 1. The transcript has 23 exons. The coding region runs from base 325 to 3615 and encodes 1096 amino acids. Gene Ontology annotation, cellular component: nucleus. Lineage: Eukaryota; Metazoa; Chordata; Actinopteri; Cyprinodontiformes; Fundulidae. Gene Ontology annotation, biological process: positive regulation of transcription initiation by RNA polymerase II. The record is from RefSeq and is a predicted model, not a curated record.